Molecule: messenger RNA, 1137 nt
Organism: Closterium sp. Naga37s-1
Lineage: Eukaryota; Viridiplantae; Streptophyta; Zygnematophyceae; Desmidiales; Closteriaceae
Source: the annotation of a GenBank genome assembly
AUGGCGAGCCUCGACGGUUCGCGGUCGCACCGUCGAUCGUCGUCUCGCCGCACGUCGCCCGGACGCACCUCGCCUCCCGCUCAUCCCCUCGUCGCGGCUGCUCGCGUUUGCAGCGACGGUUGUUGUGGGGGGGAAGAGGGAAAAGGGAAGGUUGUGGCAGCGGACGGCCAGCAACGACCACCAAACCGCCAGCCGCCAUCGCCCACGCACCUGCGACUCCGUCACUGCACCAGCAGCGCCACCGCCAGCAGAGUCCCCGCCAGCAGGGACACCGCCAGCAGCGCCACCGCCAGCAGAGACCCCGCCAGCAGAGACCCCGCCAGCAGAGAUUCCGCCAGCAGAGACCCCGCCAGCAGAGACCCCGCCAGCAGAGACCCCGCCAGCAGAGACCCCCGCCAGCAGAGUCCCCGCCAGCAGAACCCACCGCCAGCAGAGAUCCCGCCAGCAGCACCACCGCCAGCAGAGAGACCCCGCCAGCAGCUUCACCGCCAGCAGAGAGACCCCGCCAGCAGCUUCACCGCCAGGAGAGAGACCCCGCCAGCAGCUUCACCGCCAGCAGAGAGACCCCGCCAGCAGCUACACCGCCAGCAGAGAGACCCCGCCAGUAGCUUCACCGCCAGCAGAGAGACCCCGCCAGCAGCUUCACCGCCAGCAGAGAGACCCCGCCAGCAGCUACACCGCCAGCAGAGACCCCGCCAGCAGCUACACCGCCAGCAGAGAGACCCCGCCAGCAGCUACACCGCCAGCAGAGACCCCGCCAGCAGCUACACCGCCAGCAGAGAGACCCCGCCAGCAGCUACACCGCCAGCAGAGAGACCCCGCCAGCAGCUACACCGCCAGCAGAGAGACCCCGCCAGCAGCGCCACCGCCGGCAGAGACCCCGCCAGCAGCGCCACCGCCAGCAGAGACCCCCGCCAGUGUCGCCGUGAGAUGGAGCAGAACUGCCGCCUCUUCUUCCUCUCACUCCCUUUCACUUCUGCCGUUGGGGGGAGGGGGGGGGGGGCUGAGGGGGUGGUGGUACGGAUUCUGCAGGGACUGCCGUGGGUGGGGCAGGGGUGUGGAGGAAGAAAGGGGGGAAGGGGGUGCGGUCCCAGGGGGCGGCUGUUAUGGGGGGUGAGGUUAAGGGGGGGUGGUUGA